ACUUUUAUAAGCGUUUCAUAACCCAGAAAGCGGAAGUCAAGGUCGUUGCGACCUCUGGUGACCGGUGCGGAAGUAAAUUUUAGCAGACAAAAAUUAUAAAAUGUUGGCCUCAACUGUAAACAGAGUUUCAGCAUUUGCAAGGGUUGGCCUAUGUCACUUUCCAAGAUGUACAGGUGCUUUCGUUACAGUUUCACAUAGACAUUACUCAAAUGGAGUGGAGAAUGAUCUGAUUGUAAUAGGGUCUGGACCGGGUGGCUAUGUUGCUGCAAUCAAGGCUGCACAGCUUGGAAUGAAGACAGUAUGUAUAGAGAAAGACCCAACUCUCGGAGGAACCUGCUUAAAUGUUGGAUGCAUUCCCUCAAAGGCACUUCUCAACAACUCACACCUGUAUCAUCUUGCAGUGGGCAAGGAUCUCAAUAACAGAGGAAUAGAAUUUGAUGGUGUCCGUUUGAACCUAGAAAAGAUGAUGGCACAGAAAGAAAAGGCUGUGAAAGGUUUAACAGGCGGAAUAGCACAUUUAUUUAAACAGAAUAAGGUAACACAUGUAAAUGGGCAUGGCAAAAUCACAGGCCCUAAUGAAGUGACAGCCCUGAAAAAUGAUGGAAGCUCAGAAGUUAUAACAGCCAAAAAUAUUCUCAUUGCAACAGGAUCUGAAGUUACACCUUUCCCAGGAAUUGAUAUUGAUGAAGAAACCGUGGUAUCAUCAACAGGUGCCCUCUCACUGAAACAAGUACCAGAGAAAAUGAUUGUUAUUGGAGCUGGUGUUAUUGGGGUAGAAUUAGGGUCAGUAUGGCAAAGACUUGGUGCCAAAGUUACGUGUGUGGAAUUCCUUAGUCAUAUUGGUGGUUUAGGAAUAGAUAUGGAGGUUGCUAAAAACUUUCAAAGAAUUCUCAAAAAGCAAGGACUUGACUUUAAAUUAGAUACAAAAGUUGUGUCAGCAUCGAGAGAAGGAAGUAAUAUCAAAGUGGCAAUUGAAGGUGUUAAAAAUGGGAAAAAGGAGGAGAUUGAUUGUGACACGUUAUUAGUUUGCAUUGGUAGACGUCCCUACACAAAUAACCUAGGUUUAGAAACAGUUAAUAUUUCAACAGACAACAGAGGUAGAGUUCCUGUCAACUCCAGAUUCCAGACUUCAGUACCUAGUAUAUAUGCUAUUGGAGAUUGUAUAGACGGUCCUAUGUUGGCACAUAAAGCUGAAGAUGAAGGUAUAAUCUGUGUAGAGGGUAUGUGUGGUGGAGCUGUACAUAUAGACUAUAACUGUGUACCAUCUGUGAUUUAUACUCAUCCAGAGGUGGCCUGGGUCGGUAAAAAUGAGGAACAGCUUAAAGAGGAGGGAGUGGAAUACAAGGUUGGUAAAUUUCCAUUGGCUGCUAAUAGUCGAGCUAAGACUGUUGACGAUACCGACGGUUUUGUUAAAGUUCUCGGCGACAAGGCCACCGACAGAAUUCUAGGAGUACAUUUUAUUGGAUCUGUAGCUGGAGAGUUGAUCAAUGAAGCUGUGUUAGCCAUGGAGUAUGGAGCAUCAUGUGAGGAUGUUGCCAGAGUUUGUCAUGCCCAUCCUACCGUUUCCGAAGCAUUGAGAGAAGCCAACCUAGCUGCAUAUUCAGGGAAACCCAUCAACUUCUGAGCAGAGUGUUAUAUAGUGAUGGACUUGAGAAAUCUCAUCAGUUCUUUAUACAUCUUCAAACAUCUAAAUGUGAAAUGAUUGUUGAAACUGGUAGAUGAAUAUACCUGUGAAAUGUCACAGUCAAAAGUAGUGAAAAAAUAAAAGACUAUUGUUUUCUUUUGUGUUAAUAUCAGUUCCAAUUGACAUGCCUUUUCAGCAUACAGUACCUUUUAGAGAAUUUUGAUUAAGACAAUAGUUUUCAUUGACCACCAGAUAACUUUAUAGAUUAUUGUUAUUUCACUAUGGUUACAGUCAGUAAACAAUACAGUCCGGGUUUAAUUUUGUUUCUGAACGGGUUUGUUUUCUGUUGAACUAUCUGUACCAUGUCUUAGUGGCAGUAACAAAAAGAAAAUGUUACUCUGAAGGUCUCAUGUGUAAGGUAAUAUGGUUGUUUUUCUCAGAAUAUAUCAAAUUGUAUUGUUUGAAUUAUAGAAAAUGCAUUUACUUUUGGUUUAAAGAUGCAUGGCAUUCGGCAACUGGUUUUAGUUUUCAGAUCAUCCAGUCCAACAUAGUUUUAACUUUUGGUAAUCUGCAAGGAUAGCCAGGUUGUCCCUUAGAUUAAAGAAUAUAACAAGUUCAUAACAAAUAACAACUGUCUGUAGACUGUUUUCUGUAAUGUCCCUUUUUUCCGUUUUAUCUUUCGUGCACAAAAGCA
Mercenaria mercenaria is the source of this 2318-nucleotide messenger RNA. Its product is annotated as dihydrolipoyl dehydrogenase, mitochondrial-like. Bases 101 to 1624 code for a protein of 507 amino acids. Lineage: Eukaryota; Metazoa; Mollusca; Bivalvia; Venerida; Veneridae. The transcript is spliced from 14 exons. Gene Ontology annotation, cellular component: mitochondrion; oxoglutarate dehydrogenase complex. The record is from RefSeq and is a predicted model, not a curated record. Gene Ontology annotation, molecular function: dihydrolipoyl dehydrogenase (NADH) activity; flavin adenine dinucleotide binding.